AUGGGGCGAGUUCGUACCAAAACAGUCAAGAAAUCCUCCCGUCAAGUCAUCGAGAGGUACUAUUCUCGAAUGACACUCGAUUUCCACACCAACAAGAAGAUUCUAGAGGAGGUUGCUCUGAUCCCAACCAAGAGGCUCCGAAACAAGAUUGCAGGGUUCUCCACUCACCUUAUGAAGCGUAUCCAGAAAGGACCGGUUCGUGGAAUCUCCCUGAAGCUGCAGGAGGAGGAGCGUGAACGUCGUAUGGACUUUGUUCCUGAUGUGUCUGCCAUUAGGACUGAUCAGAUCGAAGUCGAUAAGGAAACUCUUGAAAUGCUUGCCGCACUUGGUAUGUCUGAGAUUCCUGGCGUGGUUCAGGUUGAUCCGGUUGCGGUUCAGCCGAUUCCCUUCGGUCGCGGCGGCGGUGCUGGUGCUGCUGGAAGGAGGUUUUAA
Messenger RNA from Lathyrus sativus (Indian pea), 432 nucleotides. NCBI's taxonomy places the organism in Eukaryota, Viridiplantae, Streptophyta, Magnoliopsida, Fabales, Fabaceae. The record is from the annotation of a GenBank genome assembly.